AUGUAUCGACUAUUUGUGAUUUGUGAAAGAGUGACAGAACAAAGAGUCAUGGACCAGAAACGUCAGAUUCUACGUACCUGCAAGAUUGCGACGGAAAGGCUGGAGCAACUCAAAACAGAAGUUGCUAAAGAGUUCUAUCCUGGUCGCGAUGUAUCUGAAGAUAUUAGUGCCCAAGAGCCUACCGCAGAUGCUUCAUCAGAAAUUAUUCCGGAUUCACUUACUGAAAAGGAGAUAUCUAAGCACACGAAGUAUGACCCACCAAACAGAACAGCUGUAGACAUCUUAGAUACUCUUCGACAAAAACUAGCAGUCAAAUCCAACCGACUAAAAAGGUACCGAAAAUCGCGGAAGAGAAGAGAAGACAACGCUCUUUUCACAAAAAACGAAAAGCUAUUCUAUCAGCGACUCCAACAAAGCGUUAAUGAUACGAGUGGACUUCCUCCGCGGAAGGAGGAAGUUGAGAAAUUCUGGCGUAGUAUCUGGUCAGAGAAGGUGAUCUACAAUGAAACCGCAACACGGAUCACAAGAGAAGAACAGCGUAUGCUUGAGGUCCCAGAAAUGCAACAUGUGGAAAUUACAGAAGAGGAUAUCACUCAAGCGGUGUACAAAUUUUUUUGCUUAAGAAGCUCACUGUUCUACACAAACCAAUGGCGGCGUGCUUUACUUCCUUCCUACGCGACCCCCAACUAG
Messenger RNA from Parnassius apollo (apollo), 690 nucleotides. The record is from the annotation of a GenBank genome assembly. NCBI's taxonomy places the organism in Eukaryota, Metazoa, Arthropoda, Insecta, Lepidoptera, Papilionidae.